GUUCCAGAACUUCGGAAGCUUUGCUGCUGCAUGUCAACUGUUGUUUGCUUCUCCAUCAGCAUUUCCUUCAGAAGUGCAGAAGGAUUGUUACUCACUGGUCAAGGAUCUUUCAUGCCGGCUGUUCGACUCAAAGGGUGGCAACUUGUUUUGGGGGCCGUCCGAGCCGCAAGGAGCUGAUUGCCCUAGAUCUUACCAUUAUAGCAGCGCACGAAAGUCAGGCCGUUUUCUGCGAUUGAUCGGCAGCUCGGCACAGAUUCUGCUCAUUCGUAUUGGUACUUAGUCAGAAGGAACUGAUUGAUACAGGUUCUUGCCACCAAACAAGAAGUUUAGCUGGGUCCCUCUCAUAGAUUCCUUUGGUGGAUCCCUUCAGCCUGAGUGUGAAAGGCACGUAGUCCAGGACUCUACCCGUGGUGAGCAGCAGAACCUUCCUUCCUAACCAAUGGCAACUGUCACGCGCCGGACCAGAGGAGCGCACCAGGAUGGCAAUGCUGUCACACCAACGAAGACUGACGUCAGCACAACCAAUGCUGACAUGAAGACUGAGGACUUCGCCCCAGUCAUUGAACAAACCGAAGAUCACGUUGUGCUCGACCUCAAGAACGGCCACCCGUGCACUUUCUCCACCAUCAUGACCCUUUUCUGGUACCACUUGUUCAUUUUCAGCCCCCUCGCACCACCCAUCAUCUACGGCGCUCUGUACCUUCUGUACCGGCAGCUUGGAUAUGGGGUUUGGGUGGUGUGGUUCCUGCUUAACCUGGUCUUGUUCUUAGUGCCCCCGUACUAUAACCGGGCCUUCCGUCAGAAGCACCUAAGAAAGGUGUAUAUCCCUCUGGCGCACUACGCAAAGUCUAGCAAAGUGGUUCUGCCAGCGAAGCGUUUUCCGGAGGACCGGAGUUACAUUCUGGGAGUGCACCCCCACGGAAGAGUGAUGUACAGCACAUCAUUGAUUAGCCAGGUGUAUGAUGUGUUCACGCGAGUGCUUCCGGACAAGGGGGACCUGUUUGGCGCCGCAGCGGGGGGGUUCUUCAAUGUCCCAAUCAUCCGUAACUGGUUCUAUGCUUUGGGGGCAGUUCCUGCAGGGAGGUCUUCUCUUAAGAAGCAGCUCAACAAGGGGAACAAUAUUUUGAUUGUUGUGGGCGGUGUAAAGGAAGUGUGCAUCCCGACGUACCCCGACAAGGACGUGCUGUAUCUGAAGAAGAGGCUCGGCUUCAUCAAGCUCGCCAUGGAGACCAACGCGGGUGUGGUCCCUGUCUAUUUGUUCAAUGAGAAUUCGUUGUUCGAGUCCCAGCCGCUGUGGUUCCUCAAGUUCUGGGAGAAGGCAAACCGCUACGUCAACGUGGGGGUGCCGUUCUUCCGGGGGAUCUACCACCUGCCCUUUCCGUUUCAACGAGAUUUGAUUAUCGCAUUUGGGGAGCCCCUCUUCGCCAAGGAGGGCGAGAGCGCGGAGAGUUUCCAUGCACGCUACAUCGAAGCGCUGCAGAACCUUUUUGACAAGUACGUGGGCAUGACGGUAAACCCAAAACACAAGUUGAUCAUUACAUGAGUAACGACUGCCAUAAUCACACUGACAGUUCGCUAGAAGUCUCCUAGUCCGACAUAGUUGAACGAAGUAGAGCUUCGAAAUUUGGAUGCACCACAGACGUCCACAAGUGAGACCAAUUACGAGUGUGCGUGAAGACACCGCAACUGUCAAAAUUCAAAAAGUUACAAACAGUUAGUCACGUCGUACAGUUGGCCACGCAAUUUUGAAGUCCCCUACACCAUUGUGAAAAAUAGAAGAUGGGUCAGAUUGAUUCUUGAAGUAUGGUGCUUCAAGCUAUAGUGCUUCAAGGCUUGAAUCCCUGCGGGUAGCGUCACUGCGCUGCUGUGUGUCUGCUUUCUGACGUCAAAACAAUUAUCAAUACAAAAAACGAAGCGAACAUCAGGUGCACUCGUGUGGGC
Molecule: messenger RNA, 1941 nt
Organism: Klebsormidium nitens
Lineage: Eukaryota; Viridiplantae; Streptophyta; Klebsormidiophyceae; Klebsormidiales; Klebsormidiaceae
Source: the annotation of a GenBank genome assembly